AACUAGUUGGUAAAACAUAAUCAUAGGCUGGCAGGAAAGCAAUGACUAUUUGUCACUCCUUUCAAAGAGAAGGAAAACAGUUGGUGGCAAAUACUCAGUAACAUCAAGAACCCAGCAGAGAGACCGAAUUUCCUUUCCUCCAUGCCGGGAUACUCAGAGUUUUACUUCAAUGUGGACCAUGGCUACUUGGAAGGGCUGGUCCGAGGGUUCAAAGCCGGGAUCUUGACUAGUGCAGACUAUGUCAAUUUAGCACAGUGUGAGACAUUAGAAGAUCUGAAGUUACAUCUACAGACAACAGACUAUGGCAACUUCCUUGCUAAUGAGUCUGGUCCUCUCACAAUUUCCACCAUUGAUGAUAAACUGAAAACAAAGCUGCUCACAGAGUUUCAUUACUUCAGAAACCAUGCUUUUGAACCACUCGCUACUUUUCUGAAUUUUAUCACAUACAGCUACAUGAUUGACAAUGUAAUUCUUUUAAUAACGGGCACAUUACACCAGCGACCCAUAGCUGAACUUGUUCCCAAGUGUCAUCCACUGGGACGUUUUGAGCAAAUGGAAGCAGUCAGCAUUGCCUCAAACCCCACUGAGCUGUUCAAUGCAAUUCUGGUUGACACACCAUUAGCUGCUUUCUUUCAAGACUGCUUGUCAGAAAAUGACCUGGAUGAAAUGAACGUUGAAAUAAUGCGCAACAAACUGUACAAGUCUUAUCUUGAGGCAUUCUACAAGUUUUGCGAAAAACAAGGAGGUACUACAGCAGAAAUAAUGAAACCUAUUCUUGAGUUUGAGGCAGACAGACGUGCCUUUAUCAUCACUAUUAAUUCAUUUGGUACUGAGCUCAGUAAAGAAGACAGAGAGAAGCUAUACCCAACCUGUGGAAAACUCUAUCCAGAAGGCUUACAUCUGUUGGCCAAUGCAGAUGACUACGAGCAAGUGAAGUGUGUUGCAGAUUACUAUGCAGAAUACAAGGCUGUGUUUGAAGGUGUAGGGAAUGACAGUGGAGAAAAGACACUUGAAGAUGCAUUUUUUGAACAUGAGAUAAAGCUGAACAUGCUUGCAUUCAACAAUCAGUUUCAUUUUGGAGUAUUUUACGCCUAUGUGAAGUUAAAGGAGCAAGAAUGCAGAAACAUUGUAUGGAUUGCCGAAUGCAUUUCUCAAAGACACAGAACCAAAAUUAAUAACUACAUUCCAAUUUUCUGAGAAUUUAUAAUGCUGCAGUGCCUGAGAAGAAGUACUUAUUCAAAUUAAAGAAGAAAAAUCUUAUUUUAAAAUUCAACUAUUAUGUUUUUAACUGUAGUGCUAAUCCUCCUUUUACAUAACAGUGUGACAAAAAAGCAGUAUAAUUAGAGAUAAAAGUAUCAGGAAAUGUUAAUGGGCUCUUUCAUAGCUUUUGUUGAUAGGUUUGUUCCCCACUGUGACCAUUUUAAUUGAACAAAUCAAUAAAAACUCUCUGCAAGGUUUUG
This is a messenger RNA of Coturnix japonica (Japanese quail), 1460 nucleotides long. RefSeq names its product ATPase H+ transporting V0 subunit d2 (gene ATP6V0D2). NCBI's taxonomy places the organism in Eukaryota, Metazoa, Chordata, Aves, Galliformes, Phasianidae. The record is from RefSeq and is a predicted model, not a curated record. Gene Ontology annotation, molecular function: proton-transporting ATPase activity, rotational mechanism. Gene Ontology annotation, cellular component: proton-transporting V-type ATPase, V0 domain. Gene Ontology annotation, biological process: proton transmembrane transport.